Benincasa hispida (wax gourd) is the source of this 1079-nucleotide messenger RNA. Its product is annotated as DCL-like protein. Gene Ontology annotation, biological process: nucleologenesis; chloroplast organization; chloroplast rRNA processing. The record is from RefSeq and is a predicted model, not a curated record. Lineage: Eukaryota; Viridiplantae; Streptophyta; Magnoliopsida; Cucurbitales; Cucurbitaceae. Gene Ontology annotation, cellular component: chloroplast; nucleus.
UAAAAUAUCGUGUUUUAUAUCGUAUUUGUUAGGGUUUUAGUUUGAAGCUUGGUUGUUCCAAUUUCAGAGUUCAGAGGACACUUCACAAAUCACAAUGGCAGAAGAGACAAUCCCUCAACUCGUCGAAAACGAUCCGGCGGUAACCAACUCAGGCACCGAAGAUAUGGAAUUGGAAACUACAGAGCCCGAGACAGGGGCCAAAGUUUCAACUGAAACUUCUGAGGCAACAGAGGCCGUUCCAGUAACCAAUGGCGAUUCAACUUCGAAACGAGAGAGGGAGGAAGAAAGCGCCGAUGACGGUGUCGGAGACGGGAAAAAACAGAAGAUCGAGAAGUCAGUUGAGGAGGAAAGGUUUGAGAAGGUGGGGGGAGACGGGAAGGGAGAGGAGGAGGAGCCUGUUUCUGUGAGUUUAGGCCCCAAGAGCUUUCAAUCUUCCAUGGAAUUGUUCGAUUACUUCUACAAGAUCCUCCACCACUGGCCUGUCAACUUGAACGUGAAUCAGUACGAGCAGAUGGCGCUGGUAGAUUUGCUUAAGAAGGGACAUGUAGAACCCGAGAAAAAGAUUGGCUGUGGUAUUCAUGCAUUCCAAAUUCGGUACCAUCCUGUAUGGAAAAGCAAGUGUUUCUUCCUCAUCCGGGAGGACGAGUCUGCUGAUGACUUCAGUUUCAGGAAGUGUGUGGAUCAUAUCCUUCCCCUGCCUGAAAACUUCAAAGGAAAAUCUGAUGCAAACAGAGCACUAGGCGGUGGUAAGCACCGCGGUGGAGGACGAGGCGGAGGUGGUGGACGUGGAAGAGGAGGUGGUAGGUGGAGAAAGUAAUGUUUUCCCCAACUUCUUUCAGUUCCACCAUAUUGGACUCUGUUUUCCUGCGAAGGACCACAAAAUCCCAACCAAUGUCGCUCUUGGCCAAGAAGGAAGAAAGUAGAGGAAUACUUUAUUUAUGCCCAUAAUUUAUGUUUUUUUAUGCUUCUUAACCGUGCUUGAUGUGAUCUAUGAACUCAAAAUUGUGAUAUACUUUCAUAAUGAUAAUUGUGAAAGGAUGAGUCUUCAUUUUAAUUUUUUAGAGAGGAUUUCUUGAAUA